Molecule: messenger RNA, 1290 nt
Organism: Tetranychus urticae (two-spotted spider mite)
Lineage: Eukaryota; Metazoa; Arthropoda; Arachnida; Trombidiformes; Tetranychidae
Source: RefSeq, a predicted model, not a curated record
UCAAGUUGUUUCCCAAUCCCAAAUUUACUUUUAAAAUACGAAGCAAUUGUUGGAUACUUGUUACACAGCUGUAAAUUUGCUUCAGAACCUGAAUGGACUCAGACUCAGAUCUAAUAUUAGAGAAAAAUGGUCUCUUUCGACAAACGUCUCUUUUGAUGACAGGACCAAUGGACUAUUGGAUUCGCCAAUUUUUCGGCAUGACACAAAUUGUUGAGAGAGACGAUCUUUACAAUCAAUUGCACAAAAUUUACCAGCGAGCCAUCAUUCCUUACUGUACUGGUGAACGAACUAACGAAAGUUCGGGUAAAAUUUUGUUGAAAAUUUCCAAUGACAUUCAAGAAGAUAAUUGUUGCGGACUUGAGAUACAAAGAACCAGUGGACUAUUCUCUAGUCAUCACAACCCAAUGGGUCAAAUGGUAAUGGCAUUAUUGGAACAAGAACUCUCUAACAGUUUGAUUAGAGAAAAUGACAACUCAAUUGACCUUUUCACUAACCGAUGUUUUAAAGUUCGUAUCACUGAUGCUAGGAAUGGAGAGAUUUCAGUUCUUCAGCAGCAAAGAUGAUUGGGGAAAAAUCAUUUCAUCAUGCUUGUGAUUAAUGCUUCUAAUUUUACUGGUGAUUUCAAUUUUGGUGACUCAUUCGUGAUUUUAUCUUUAUUGUUGAACACAAAUUUUGAAUCAUUGAAACGAGAUUAUGAUGCAACUAUUCAUCUACUUCAUAAUUGAACCUGAUUAAUUUGACACUCUGCACCCUAUCGAUUCUGAUUGUUGGUGACAUUUGACAUGUAUUUUGGUGCUGUGAAUCGACCUGUGUGUUGGUGGAAUCGAUUUUAAUCGCAAGAGUUUGAGUAACUUUCUUAACGACUCAUGACAACAUUUUUGAUUUACUUGUUUUUAAAAUAACUUACAAUGAAUAUAUUGAAAUAUUUUACUGAAUGUCAUCCAUUUUUAUACUUAUUGGACAAAAAAUAUCUAAUUUUCCAUUUUCUUUAUUCACUAUUCAUGUAUCACAAAUAUGUGUCUCAUUUUAUUUUUUUCAUUCCCUGUUACUAUUAUGUGUGUGUUAUCAUGUUACUGUUAUCUUGACGAAAAUUUCAAACAAAUCUUAACAAGCGUAUCAUUCCACAUGUCAAACAAAUCAGUAACUGAGCAAAUAGUUCCAACAUAAAUCAAGAAAUAGACUGAAAAUACAAAAUAAGUGUAGUGUUGAUAAAAUUGACAAUUUAUUGCAAUGGGAUUGUAAAUCAUUUAUGCCAGUGUUUGAUGCACAGAUUAAUUUAAGAAGCCAGAG